This is a messenger RNA of Doryrhamphus excisus (bluestripe pipefish), 3303 nucleotides long. It is a transcript of the gene best1, whose product is annotated as bestrophin 1. NCBI's taxonomy places the organism in Eukaryota, Metazoa, Chordata, Actinopteri, Syngnathiformes, Syngnathidae. Gene Ontology annotation, molecular function: chloride channel activity. The record is from RefSeq and is a predicted model, not a curated record.
UGGAGGUUGACCGCUCACCUCCAAACUUCCACACAGACAGCCAUGUAUUUUCAGUGAAGCCAGACAGAGCAGGCCGAUUGCUUACGAGGAAUCAACAUACAUACUUCAUGUCAGGCCACAGUCAACGAGGAAGUUGGCCUUUAAGAAGCAGCAGCGGCAGCAGCAAUGACAGUGACCUACUCUCGCAGGGUGGCGGACGCAGGCCUGGGGACUUUCUUCCACCUGCUUCUACGCUGGAAGGGCAGCAUCUACAAACUCCUCUACAGGGAGCUCAUCAUCUUCACCCUCCUCUACUACUUCUUCAGUGUUGUUUAUAGGUUUGUCUUAAAUGUUGAGCAGAAGAGGCUGUUUGAGAAGUUGUCCAUAUACUGUGACCGCUAUGCAGAGCUCAUACCUGUCUCCUUUGUUCUUGGUUUCUACGUGACCUUGGUGGUAUCCCGUUGGUGGGGUCAGUUCGAGAACGUCCCCUGGCCUGACCGACUGGCAGCAUUAGUUGGAGGUCACGUCCGCGGAGCAGACGAGGCCUCUCGGCUGACCAGGCGCACUCUGAUGCGUUACGCCAACUUGUCCGGUGUGCUCAUCUACCGCUCCGUCAGCACUGCCGUCUACAAGAGGUUCCCCACGAUGGAGCAUCUGGUGCAGGCAGGUUUGAUGACAUCAGAGGAACUGAGGCAUCUCGAAGACUUGCCCUCCCCUCAUAAUAAGUUUUGGAUUCCCUGCAUGUGGUUCGUCAGUCUGGCUCUGAGGGCCCGGACCGAGGGUCGUAUCAACAACGACGUGGCUCUGACAGCCAUUCUCACUGAGUUGAACAGUUUAAGGGCAAAGUGCAUGAAGCUGUAUGGAUAUGACUGGAUCAGCCUGCCUCUGGUCUAUACCCAGGUGGUAACAGUGGCGGUCUACAGCUUCUUCCUGGCUUGUUUGAUUGGUCGUCAGUUCUUGGAUCCAGCCCAAGGGUACCCAGGUCACGACCUAGACUUCUACUUGCCCGUCUUCACGUUGUUGCAGUUUUUCUUCUACGUUGGUUGGCUGAAGGUGGCUGAGCAACUCAUAAAUCCUUUUGGCGAGGAUGACGACGACUUUGAGACCAACUGGCUUGUCGAUCGUAACUUACAGGUGUCUCUGCUGUCUGUAGACGAGAUGUACGACAGCCUGCCUCUGGUUGAGAAAGACAUGUACUGGAAUGAGUCCGAGCCUCGACCCCCUUACACUGCUGCCAGCGCUGACCACUGCAAACCUUCCUUCAUGGGUUCUGCACUGGAUAUCAGUGUUCCUAAGGAGGAGAUGGAGUUUCAGUCCAAUUUGGAGCAGAUUAAAGAAAAUGAGGAAGCCAACUACUCCACCCCGCUGCUUGGAGGCCUGGGUCGCCUUCUUGGUGUUCAGUCGCCCAACUUCCCUCGCUCUUCUCGGGUUUCUCUGCUGCGCCGCCGCCCUGGAGCGCCACUAAAUCGCUUCCCCCUUUACUUACACCCAGAGGCUCCAUCAAUCCACAACCAAGCACGCCAGCCCUUGAACUCAGAGCAAGAACGGGACUACAGCUUCUCCGGGCUGCCUCUAUAUGAGAGGCCGGGUUUCUACAGUUGCCCCCAGACGCCCAUUCACUGCAUUCCCCCAGCCGUGCCACGACCAAGACCUGCUCGGCGACCUCAGAACGAGUGGGACCGCAGCUGCACCUCCCUGGCUCCUCCUAUGGUGGGCUCACAGCUGUUGCCUGACACCCCCAACCACAUCCCGCCGCCACCAUCCUCUGCUUUCCCCUGGCUGAGUGAGGAUGGCGAGACACCGACCACCCCGGCCUUCUCAUUCCCCGACCCGCAGCCUGAGCUUUGCCCGAUAUCAAAACUCAGACGUGGGCACGGCCUGCUGUCACGCCGGCCUCCACCACCGUGCCUGACGCUGGACGCCUUGCCGUCCGCUGACAGCCAACCUGGGCCUCUAAGUGCUCGGACGAUGGGAAGCGGGGGAGAAAGGGUGUUCUCCUUCACCCCUCCGUCUCGUCCCGGGCCAGCAAAUCCAAGUAAUCACAACAGCUCCAGUAGCAUUAACGUGACAAGCGGCAACAGCGCUGGCACAGCGGUAGGUCUUUGUAACGGCACAAGUCUGAGUAGCUUUAGCAACCACUGCAACUUCACUGCCAACGCAAAGGCAAGCAAUGGCGGGCUGAAUAACCUGACCGCUUCCAAUUCAGCGCCUUCUCAACAAGAAGCCAAUCAACCAAAUUCCCCCAAUGAUUCUGGAAUCUCAUUGGCUGAAGGAGACCUGCUGGGCGUGCUGGUGGAGGGUAGCGGGAACAAGGCGUGUACAGGAAGGAAACAAGACUGAGAAAAAGCUGUUUGCAUCACACAUGUAGGAAUUAAUCUCCACUUCCUAGUGAGCACUUACAGAACAAUUAACCCACUUUUAAGGCCCAAAACACCUUUAAGGAUUUCAGUGUCAACAUAUGGGGAAGAAACAAACAUAUGGAACUUACAUGGGAAUUAUCUGAACUACCGUCCUUAAAAUUGUUGCUCACGUAAUAAAACAGUAUUUUGUUUUUCAAUAAAAACAUUAAAAACCUGAAUUAGAUUUUAUUGCAGCUUUAUUUUUUUUUUAUACAAUCACACAUUAUGUCCACUGUGCUUUGGUAUACAGUGCUCAUUUAGAGAAAACAAUCUUAUUGUACAUCGCCCACCCGACAGUAGCUGUAGCAUUAUUUACUUUAAAAAGUGUACUAUGAGGUUUACAAUACACAUUAGAAUCCUAGCUAAAAGGAUUCCAGUGAUUUUAAUUUCUAUUGUCUUGUAAAUCAGUUCCAUAUAUUUGUUUUGGCUAACUUAACACAAAAAUAUUAGACCCACUAAUGAGUAUUUGUUAUAAAAUACAUGUAUCCUGAUGACUACUACAUACAGGUCAAACAAUAAUUAUGUUUAUGGUGACUAUGUGUGUGGGCGUGUGGUGGGUGUCAUAAUUAAAUUUGACUUUAGAUUGUGCAAAACUGUAACAAGAUGUUUGCAUUAUAUGGUAGAUUACAGUAUCUGCUGCCAUCUAGUGGCUUUCUCUCUCAAUGUGCGCAAUGAUUUCUGACAGAGAAAAGUCAGCAGGACGAUAAUAGCAUUUUCUCACUGUAAUUUACCAGACAGUGACACUAGGAUGGAUGCAAACGCUCAUUUUGAUCAAUUCAGAAUGUGCUUCAAUCCUUUGUGAAACAAGGCAACAUUAGAAAAUUCUGAAUCAGAAACGGCACACGAGUACAAAAAAAAUAUGGCUUUUGUGCUCUGCAAAUAACAGACGUUCCGAAUAAGGCGCGGCAAAGGGCAUGUAGAGGUG